GUUGGUGUGAGACAAUAAUCCAAAACAUACACAACGUUUGCAACUGUAUUCACGCGGUUUUACCACUUUUCUGUAUUAAAAAAGAAAGGAUGCGUACAGUAGAACUUACUGCUAUUUGGAGAGCGAUGGCUAGACGCUAAAUGAUGCCAAAACAGUCGAAUAAUUCCGAAAUUGAACAAUUUGCAAGGAUAGAAGAUGAUUGGGAACAGUUUGAAUGUGAGCAAGUUGAGGGAGGUGCUUCAGUAUGAGCUAAAGAGGGAGACCAAGUACCAGCCAAUUUUCUCCAUACCCCAGCAGGACAAAAAUGCUGUCACAUUGGAAGAAAGAGACAAAAUUGUAUCACAUUUGUUGACACUGAAUAAGCAAUUUGGUUUUCAUCCUGAAUCAUUUGCCUUGGCAGCAAGUAUUCUGGAUAGAUUCUUGUAUCUGGUGAAAGCGCAGAAGAAGUAUUUACCAUGUAUUGUUGUGGCCUGUUACUUUUUGGCUGUCAAAAUAAUUGAAGAGGAGGAGGAUCUCCCAGGCGCAAGUGAACUCUUAGAUGCCAUUGGAUGUUCAUUUUCCGUAUCAGAUCUUCUAAGAAUGGAAAGAAUUAUUUUGGCAAAGCUAGAUUGGGAUCUUAACAGAGUUACAGCAUUGUCAUUCCUUCAAGCAUUUCAUGCCUUGAGUGUUGCCAGUGGCUGUGUAAGUCCACAUGCUGUGCCUCACCACUUACAGUUAUUGACAAACAAACUAGAAUUGCUCCUUUGUCAACAUGAGUUCCUUUCCUACCGUCCUUCAACUUUGGCUUUGGCUCUCAUGAUUCAAGAUCUUAAUUCUUCAUUGAGGCAAUGGAUUCACCUAGUCCAAUCAUUUCAAACUGAGAUUAAGGUGCCAGAGUGGGAGCUUAAUGCAUGCUUUAUAGCUGUGAGUGGUUUCUUAGACAUGGCUUUCUCAUAUGAUGAUGAUUUUGCUGGGGAGUUGGAUUUGAAAAAUGUUGACAAUGAUGAAGACUUAAAACUUUCAGAGGCCGACCACUAUAAGUGUUCAUCCCCUCUAAUCCGUGCCUUAGCUCUGGAAACAAAUUGUUCAUUUGAAUUUGAUGCCAAGAUACCACCUAAUAAUGUGAAAAUUUCAAGGAUGUUAUCAGCUGUUGCCUGAAAUACUCAUUUUAUCACUCUUACCAGCCAACCUAAAUGAAAAAUGUUUUGGAAAUAGUUUUAUCUUAGAAUUUGUGAAUCAUUAGUCUAGUUAACUUUGAUAAUUUUGCUGUACUUUUACUUGUUUCUAUGUGUGAAAAAAGGGAGAAAUGUAUAAAAAUCUGUAAAAAAAUUGUAAAAAAUGUAAGAAAAAAAUGUGAAAACUAAAGCCUUAAAAAUAGCAUUUUAAUGUAAAUAGCAAAAUAGUACAGAAUUGAAUAGAUUUGUACUCUGUAGUAGUUAUGUAUAAUAAUGUAUAUUUAAACUUUUUACAUAUAUGUAAGUUAAAAAUUGUCAGGACUAACUUUAUGUAAGAGUCUGAGACGUAAUUGGUGUGAUACCAAUUUUAGAGGGUACUAAUGUAGUUGGCAGGAUGGAGUGAGAAUAAACGUAAUUUGAACGGUUCAUGUCUGUGUGCAAUUGCUGU
Molecule: messenger RNA, 1602 nt
Organism: Dendronephthya gigantea
Lineage: Eukaryota; Metazoa; Cnidaria; Anthozoa; Malacalcyonacea; Nephtheidae
Product: cyclin-I-like
Exons: 10
Coding region: 196-1137 (313 amino acids)
Biological process (GO): mitotic cell cycle phase transition; regulation of cyclin-dependent protein serine/threonine kinase activity
Cellular component (GO): cytoplasm; nucleus; cyclin-dependent protein kinase holoenzyme complex
Molecular function (GO): cyclin-dependent protein serine/threonine kinase regulator activity
Source: RefSeq, a predicted model, not a curated record